AUGGUGUUGGAAACUUGCGUCUCGUUUCGUCCCAGACGCAAGCAUGAGUGUCGUCCUCAUUCCACGCUGUUGCGAAUUUUCCGUCUUGAUAAACUAAUAAUUAAAGACCAACCUGAUUGGUCUUGUGUCAUCGAAGAAAUGCUUAGGAAAGUCGCCGUCAAAAAACCUACAUUAUGUAUUCAAAUGAAAAUGAGAAUGUUGGAAAUGAGUUGUUGGAAGACCAGAAAAAAAUCAGAACUUGACACCAAUAGUUCUGCUGAUGCAAUAACUACUCAAGCAUCAAAUAACGAACAAGAUUCAUCCAAUGGCGAUCCAUAUACUGAUCCAAGUCAUGAAGGUGAUGAUUCAGAACAUAAUAGAUUCAUAUCUCCAACUUCAUGCCUUCCCGAAGACCCUUUCGCUAAUGAAAAUGUUAUUAUUACGAACGUUCCUCUGC
Messenger RNA from Dentiscutata erythropus, 436 nucleotides. The record is from the annotation of a GenBank genome assembly. Lineage: Eukaryota; Fungi; Glomeromycota; Glomeromycetes; Diversisporales; Gigasporaceae.